CCGCAGCGAGGUGGCGGGCUGCGUGCGCAAACAGGGCUGCCGCCUCCUGGGCCCAGAGAACGGCAAGUGAGACGCUGGACCUGAGGGAGCAGCAAUGGCAGUGUUUCUGGAGGCCAAGAAUGCCCAUUCGGUCCUGAAGCGGUUCCCUCGCGCCAAUGAAUUCCUGGAGGAGCUGCGCCAGGGCACCAUCGAGCGCGAGUGCAUGGAGGAGGUCUGCAGCUACGAGGAAGUCAAGGAGGUGUUCGAGGACAAAGAGAAAACGAUGGAGUUCUGGAAGGGGUACCCGAAUGCAGUCUACUCAGUCCGCGACCCCGCGCAGAGUUCAGAUGCCAUGUACGUGGUGGUGCCCCUUCUAGGGGUGGCAUUGCUGAUUGUCAUUGCCUUGUUCAUCAUCUGGAGAUGCCAGCUGCAGAAAGCCACUCGUCAUCACCCCUCGUAUGCUCAGAACCGGUACCUAGCCAGUCGCGCCGGGCACAGCCUCCCCCGGGUCAUGGUGUACCGGGGCACUGUGCAUAGCCAGGGGGAGUCCUCUGGGCACCGUGAGACAGGGAGCACCCCGCAGGUGGUGCUAGGGCCCAGCCGAGGGGGCAGAACGAUGGUCCGUCUUGAGAGCACCCUCUACCUCCCUGAGCUCUCUCUCUCCAGGCUGUCCAGCGCCACUCCUCCCCCAUCCUAUGAGGAGGUGACUGCACCCCAGGAGAGCAGCAGUGAGGAGGCGAGUGUCUCUUAUAGUGACCCACCCCCAAAGUAUGAGGAGAUAGUGGCCACCAACCCUGGCUUGGACAAGUAAUAGGACUUCUGUCCUGUCCGGAUUGAAAGCCUCCUUCAGGGGUCUCCUAUUUUUUUUUUUUUUUUAACUUUUUGAAGACUGUGCCAACACAAAACAGCCUUAGCCUCCUGUUGCCAAAUAAUUUCCUAACCCUGGAUUUGUAGGAAGUCGGUUGUCAGAGACAGGUUGGGGGAGGGGUAGGGAACACGCAUGCGUCAAAGCCCCUGGGGAGAGCCAAAGGCUAGAGAGCCCAGCUCUUCCAGAAGCCCCCAUGCUCCCACCAUCCUGUCCUCCCUUCAGGAACUGGCUUCUCUUAUGCCAAAGGUAUUACCCCACUGAGCUGAUUGUGGCCAGAAUGUCUGUAGGCUCAGGCCCCAGGGCCACGAGGCUGGCAGGAGACCUGUCUCUGUCUGAAAGCCUAGGCCACAGAGAUGAGAGAGAGAAGCUAGCCCUUCAGCAACCCCUUUUCCUCAACUGCCCUGUGCUUUCUGUCCUUACUUACAUUUUGAGGACAGGGACAAAGACUGAACAAAAACAACAAAAAGAGUAAUAACAAAUAAAUAAAUGACCAACCCGAUAAAACAAAAUAAUACAACCUGGGCCAUUCAUAGGGGACUGAGGGAAAUCAGAUUUUGAUGCUCCCUUGCCCCAACAUCCAUCCCCACACUCCUGACCGGGCUAAUAGGAAUAUUUAGAGCAAGCGGGAAGGAAGACAGGAUAUGUAAAGGAUGAGGGACAAGGGCCUAGCUGCCAGACUGUGUGAGAGGCCUGUGUGAACUUGGCCAUCCCGGAGGCUAAUUCUGGUUCUAGUGUGCUUGGCCUUCUGAAGACCUUGCCUUUCCAGACAUGUGUACUGGCUGUGCUAAAACUGCUACCCGCUGGCCUGAGCCCAGUCAUCGCCCUGUGGCCAAGAGCUGAAGUUUUCUCCUACUGAGGCUGAUUGGCCAAUAGAAUGACUUAAACUCAUAAACUUGGCCUCGUCAGCACUGUGCUUUCUGGCUUUGAACUUUUAGGAUACUUCCCUUUUCAUGAGCAGGUACAUUGAGUUGAACUUGAACUUCAGAUGACUGAUUUCUCCUUAAUGAUGGUGGCCACCUGGAGAAAAGAUCCUAAAAUGUACCUUUUUAAAGAUUUCCUGGCAGGGGAGGUGGAGAAGCCUGUGACAUGGGGUCGAAGACCCAUUUAGGGUUUGCUGUGUUAUUGCCAGGUGCUGGUCCAUCUUUCUGUGGCCCAGGAGCUGUCCACCUCUGCAUUUCAGUGAGGCUUUGGACAGCAGUGGGGCAGAAGUGACCUGUCCUUUAACUGACCACGACCAUGUAAAAGACUCUCGACACCGCAUCCCCUCACCCCUACAUGUCCCUCCUCCCGGCCUCAGUGCCAAAUUACUUUUCCUCUGUGGUGCUUUUACAAAUGUAGCAAAUUUUUGUGGGGUCCAAAAGAGUGCACAGCCAGGGUCUAUCGGCAACCCACUGAGAAGACAAGCUUCUUUCUGUCUAAACAGCUCUCCAAGACAGGCAUCGGGCCUCAUUCUUGGACUGCAGCCCUGUCUCAAGGCCCCAUAUUGACUUCUGGAGGCCUCUCCCAUCCUGAGGACUUGCUUGGGACAUGUUUCAAGUUUAGCAAACUUGUGUUCUUAUCCCAACGAGGCCACCAGCUUUGACAACUUGACCUGGCAGUUGGGGCUUUCCAUCCUUCCCCCUACCUCCCAGGCCUGUGCAGUUCUUGAAGCACCAGGGAGCUAGUGCAGUUUGUCCUUAGGAAGAUUCUUCUAGAAAUGUGUAGCUUAUAGGAGACCGGUCUUAGUGGAGGCCCUCACGUGACUCUGAACUCGGGGAACCAGUCUCCUGUCAGUUGACACUUUCUGCCCCUCCUCGUUCCCCGAGGGCUCCCUGAUGCUAGAGGUGCUGCCCAGGUACGUUCCACUUUUCCUUCCUUCCCCUUUCUCUCUGGGCCUCUGACACGACACUCCUGCCCUUCCCCACAAAGUUAUUUUUGGCCUAGAAAGGCCUUGCUUUUUCCACGACAGAGGCUGCAGUCACUCCUGUUUGGCCAUGUCGGAGGACCUGGGGCAGCCGGAAGCUCUGGGGCCAGCCCUGCCCUCUCAGCAUUUCCUCAGGCAGGUGCCUGUGUGUGACCUGGGAGCGUGGGAGAAGAGAGCCAGGCAUGGGCCCUGGUGACCAGAGCCAAAGGGAGUAUGCCAAGGAAUGCCCGCUGCCUUUGGCAUCUGCUGAGCCCUUCCCUGCCAAGCUGGGUGGGGAUGGGAGGCGGUGGGAAGCAGGAGCCUGGCCUGGUGGAGGACAGCACAGGGUUCCGUCCUUCGGGCGCUGAGCAAGGGCCUGCAGGGAGAGCGCACAGGCAGCUCCUAGGAGCCUGUGUGCUGUUAAAUUGCUUUGCAGGAUUCUCCCAGGUGGGCUUGCCACUGUGGUCUCUGGGACGUUUUUGCAGUAUAUUGUUGAAACAAAGACUGUACAGUACACAACGGCCAUAACUGCUCGCGGUGCACAUUUGGUUUUUAUGAAUGCUCUGUAUAUAUCUUUUCAAACUCCGUCUUUGUAUGGUCGUUGGUUUGAUACAAUGCUAAAUCUGUAGUAGCCACUUUUUGUUGUUUUUGGACUUUGUGUGUGUGUGUGUGUGUACAUGUGCGUGCUUGCGUGCGUGCGUGCCUGUACACAUGUGCACGUUGCCUUUUCUCAUACGCUUAUCUGAAACCAUAGCCAGUAUGUGGCUAUAUUUGUACCAGGAGGAUUCUGGUCUGAAGGGAGGAAUGUCACCUCCUGGGGCUGGACAGCCUUUUCACAGGACCCUGAGGGAAGAAAGCUGAGAUUAACCGUCCAAGCCCCACGAAGUCACCGCCUUCUGCCCCAACUUCACAAAAAGUUUUGGGAGAAGACUAGGCAGCUCCACCCUGCGGGCCUCCGCUCUGUGGGACCCCCACUCACGCACCCUUUUGGCCUGGUGUCCCCCGCCUCUGCUCCUGUUCUGUGGGUAACAACAGCUGAAGGAGAUCUGAGCACUCCUGGGCCUUUUUACUUUACUUUUUAUUUUUUGGUGGAAUAAUGUGUGACUAUUGACUUUGGGAAUGGUGGGGCUAGUUAUUCAGAUAUUUUUCAUUAAGAAAAAAGAGAAAAGGCUUUAAAAAACUUUUUAUUAAGACUUUUAAAAACAAGAAUCGCAAACCUGUCCUUACAUGCCACUCCCCAUUGCCUGGGGUUUUCAAGACGAAAGCACAAGAGAAAGGGGGAGGCACGCAGGUGCCUCCUCUUCAGCUUGUGAAUCCCACUGCCAUUAGUGUGAAUUCCUUAGGGUGCUUAGGAAAACAGGAAUCUGCCCGGUGGGUUGGAUGUGGCCUUUCUGAUGGCCUGAAUGUGAGGAAUUUGGGACAGGAAAGUCUUUUUGUUAAGGAGUUGGAACCAGAUGGUUCCUCUCUGGCUGAGGAUUGAUCUUUUGACAACCAAACGGUAUCCCAUGAGAAGAAGGAAAAAACAACACUGCCUCUAGAUUGUUCUUUUGUCUGGGAUGGGGGAAGGGGGGGCGGGGCUCCUAUUCACCUACACUCUGUGCUUCUAGGAGUGUGCCUGUGUGGUAUGUCUUGCAUAUGCUCUCCUGUUCAAGGCCGAGAUGGAGAGCUGGGCAGCAAAGCUUUUCAGCUUAACAAGUAAUGAAGCUCCAUUUCAGGAUUGUGCCGAUUCAGAAACAAGCACAUCUUCGUCACUGAACUCUGCUCAUACUAAUCAGUAUAAUUAGCUAAUUUCGAAGUACUGUAAUCAGACUGCCUGCAACUACGGUAAAAGCCUAUUAAUUUGAAGCCCACUGAUUCAGAACUUAUAGAAAAUCACAACUUAAGAUAAUUCAUGGUAUCUGCCAUUCUUGCUCUGUAGAAAAAUUUGAAAUAGUCUUCGCUUUAGUCAGUUUUCAGAGUUCUAUGUGUAAGAGGGAUCUAGUUAAAAUGAGCACCUUUUUCAAAUAAAAGGCUCAUGAUAUCAGGGAUCCCUUCACCGUGCCUUCAGCUUCGGGGUUCAGCAAUUCUCAUGUGUAAGGCUCUUUCUGUGUAAGAUAGUUUCUUGGUCUCUCUCCAUUGUGAGAAGGGUGGGUGCUGCUGCUUGCCAUUCUCCUAGCCUGUAAUUUAAAGUAACGUAACUGUGCAUCUUGCUAAAUAUUCUGCAAGGCAGAUGUUUUGCUAUCACACUGGACACUCCCAUCAUUUGCCCCCAAAUAUUAAACGUAGGGAGCUUUUCCUUUCGCAGGCUGUGGGCAGUGAGUCUCUCUCCGGCAAGAAUUUCUCUGACAAGGAUAUCCAAAUAGCACACCCCCUCGGACUCAUUGCCUCAACAGUUGUUCCACUGUCCUAAGACAUCUGACCGUUGAACAGUGCCUGCCCUUCCCCCGCCCCCAGCCUGAGCAUUAACACAGAUAUUCAAGAUUGGAAAAAAUCCCACAGCUGCUUUUGCCUCCCAAUUUGUCCCCCCUUCCGGAUGCCACUUUCCCAGGCCUGAACACACCUGCUAUUUCACUCUGUGAUUGUGAAUUUGUGACAGCGGAAAUCCAGAUAUGUGCAACUGAGCUUAUAGACAUGAUUACUGUGAAAUGGAUUCAUUUUUGUACCACUUUAAACUGUGCUUGUAUCCAUGUAUUGACCCAUGUCAGCUGGAAAAUCUGUACAUUCAGUAGUAUGUCGGAAUUUCGCUGGAGCCUGGGAGCAACCAACAAACUUGCUUCUGAUUCUCUCUCUCUCUCUCUCUUUUUAUAAUUGUUGCGUUUAGGUGUUAAAUUUCGUCUCUUUCUGUACCAGAAGAUAAUUAAUAAUAAUAAAAAGCACAUGGCAUUCA
Messenger RNA from Neogale vison (American mink), 5595 nucleotides. It is a transcript of the gene PRRG3, whose product is annotated as proline rich and Gla domain 3. NCBI's taxonomy places the organism in Eukaryota, Metazoa, Chordata, Mammalia, Carnivora, Mustelidae. Gene Ontology annotation, molecular function: calcium ion binding. Gene Ontology annotation, cellular component: extracellular region. Bases 95 to 790 code for a protein of 231 amino acids. The transcript is spliced from 4 exons. The record is from RefSeq and is a predicted model, not a curated record.